Ustilaginoidea virens is the source of this 2361-nucleotide messenger RNA. RefSeq lists its product as uncharacterized. Gene Ontology annotation, cellular component: Mpp10 complex; small-subunit processome; sno(s)RNA-containing ribonucleoprotein complex. The transcript has a single exon. NCBI's taxonomy places the organism in Eukaryota, Fungi, Ascomycota, Sordariomycetes, Hypocreales, Clavicipitaceae. The record is from RefSeq and is a predicted model, not a curated record. The coding region runs from base 1 to 2361 and encodes 786 amino acids. Gene Ontology annotation, biological process: rRNA processing.
AUGGCGCCGGCCACAUCGCCGACUCUCACGUCGACGUCCCACACCCUCAGCGGCCAGGCCGUCAUGGCGCCCGCGUCGCUCGCAGACGCCGAUGCGGCCUCGGCCGGCGACGCGGCUGCCUUCCUGGCCAGCCUGCUGCCGGAGAACCGGCACGAGUACCUGGAACCGAGCCUGGCCAUGUCCAGCGAAGCGCUGAGCAUUGCGAAGGAUACGCUGGAGGCCUUUGCCGCGCAGGUCGGCGAGACGCAGCAGCAACGGCUGAAGGAGAGCAGGAAGAGAAAGCGGAGCGGGGGGAAGGGCGUGGUGGCGGAGGGCGACGUGCUGAGACUGCGCAAGCUGUAUGUUGACGGGUUUGAGACCGGGCAGGUGUGGCAGCAGGCCAAGAGGAUAAUCGGUGGUGUGUUGGGGUUGGCGGAGGGGUUGGUGGAUGAGUUGGAGGAGCGCGGCGAGGUGCUUGCGGAGGGGGCUGGGGAGGGGCCUGGGGUUGUGACGUUUGGGGAAGAUGGGUUUGAGGUGGGCGAGGACGAGGACGAGGAUGAAGAUGAGGAUGAUGAGAUCGAGGAUGAGGGUGAGGAUGAUGAGAUCGAGGAUGAAGAAGAGGACGAGGACGAGCAUGUUGGCAACGCCUCGGCAGAUGUGAGUAGGGGCGAGGACAAAGGUGAAGAAGAAGAAGAAGAAGAAGAAGAAGAAGAAGAAGAAGCGCAUCUCGAAAACGAUCUCCAAGGGGAGGAACUUGAAGAGGAUCCCCAACCUGCGACAGACGACGACGACCAAGGUCAGGACGAAGCCGGCGAACUCGUGCAAGACCCCGACGGCCUCAACGACGGCUUCUUCUCCAUUGACGAGUUCAACAAGCAGACCCAAUGGUUCGAGGACCAGGACGCCAGGGGCGAUCCAGCCACCGACCAAGCCAGCGACGACGAGGACAUAGACUGGGGCGCCGACCCCCUUGCCGCCCCCAAGAACGACGCGAAACCGUCAAACAAGCAAAAAGCGCGCGGCGCCACUCCCGCAGACGACGAGGACGAGGACGAGGACGAGGAAGACGGCCCUACUUUUGGAGACAUGGCUCUCGACGCUCCCGAAGGUGCCAGCGACGGCGAGGACAUGGACCUCGACGGCGGUGUCGACGGGGACCAGGAGAGCGGCUCCAACGCCAACGAGAUAUACUACAAGGAUUUCUUCGCGCCUCCUCCCAGAAAGAGCAAGCCCGGCAAGCCGGCCAAGAAAAGCGCUGUCCGGUUCCUGGAGCCCGAGAUGCCGAGCAAGGCGGAGACGGAGCGGGCCAUGGCAGACGUCAAGCGCGACCUCUUCGACGACGAGUCGGACAAGGACGGCUCCGAGGACGAUGCCCUGUCGGACGCGUCGGCCGGCGACCCAAAAUCCAGGCGGUCCGCGCACGAGCGGCGGCAGGCACGGCUCGCCGAGGAGAUCCGCAAGCUCGAGGCCGCGUCGGUGGCCAAGCGCGAGUGGACGCUCUCCGGCGAGGCUGCCGCCGCCGACCGCCCCGCCAACUCGCUCCUCGAGCAGGACCUGGACUUUGAGCACGUCGGCAAGCCGGUGCCCGUCAUCACGCCCGAGGUCACGGAGGGCAUCGAGGACCUCGUCAAGAGGCGCAUCCUGGCCCAGCAGUUUGACGAGGUGCUCCGCCGACGGCCCGACGCGGACGCCCUCGGCCCCAGCGCGCGCCGCGGCCUCGCCCCAGUCGACGACGCCAAGGCCACCAAGGGCCUGGCCGAGCUCUACGAGGAAGAGCACGUCAAGAGGGCCGACCCGGACGCCGCCCACGCCGGCCAGCCGGACGAGAACCUCCGCAAGGAGGAGGCGCAGGUCGAGGCCAUGUGGAAGGACGUGUGCGGGCGCCUCGACGCCCUUUCCAGCUGGCACUUCAAGCCCAAGCCCGCCGCGCCGGCCAUCAGCAUCGUCUCCGACGUCGCGGCCGUCAGCAUGGAGGACGCGCAGCCAACCACCGCCCAGGGCGUCGGCGGCGGCGGCGGCGGCGGCGGCGGAUCCUCCCGCAUGGCCCCGCAGGAGAUUUACCAGGCGGGCGCGGAGGGAGACCCGGUGGCCCAGGGAGAAGUCGUCACCAGGGCCGGCCUGCCCGUCGCCCGGGACGAGAUGUCCCGCGAGGACAAGACGCGUCGCCGCAGACGCCACAAGGAGCGCCUCCGCAAGGCCGGCGGCGCCGAUGCCCACAACGGCGCCAAGCUGGGGACCAGGGCCAAGAUGCAGCGGGACACCAUGGCCGAGCUCAAAAAGGGCGGCGUCAAGGUCAUCAACAGGAAGGGAGAAAUCACCGACAUGGAGGGGAAAAAGGCAAAGGCUGCAAAGGGGGCGACUGGCGGCAGCUUCAAGCUCUAG